This is a messenger RNA of Passer domesticus (house sparrow), 8093 nucleotides long. It is a transcript of the gene SH3TC2, whose product is annotated as SH3 domain and tetratricopeptide repeats 2. Gene Ontology annotation, biological process: regulation of intracellular protein transport; regulation of ERBB signaling pathway. The coding region runs from base 1054 to 5205 and encodes 1383 amino acids. The record is from RefSeq and is a predicted model, not a curated record. Gene Ontology annotation, molecular function: protein binding. The transcript has 20 exons. NCBI's taxonomy places the organism in Eukaryota, Metazoa, Chordata, Aves, Passeriformes, Passeridae.
CAGCCCUCCCCCACUGCGAUUCCAGCGGCAGGGAAGGAAAGCUCUGCUCCAUCUCGCACCAAACGAAGCCGGGUCUGGGCUGACUUCCUCUGCUUUCAGGUUCAGUGUGAAAUAACGAGCUGAAAAGCCACGAGGCUCCGUUUUUGAACCUGCCAAGGGAUGGCCGACUUCAGAAGGAGCAGAAACGCCGGGAAAGCUCGGCGUUAACCAUUUCAUCGUUUCCAAGAGGAAAAAACCUCCGUGUGACUCCCUCUGCGGCGGACUUUAGCACAAAUCCUGCUGUGCCCACAGAUCCCCUGUUCCGUGCGCCUGUAUUUGCGUUUUGCCGGGGAGGAAGGGGGGUCGGAGCUGGGAUUCCCCAGGGAAUGCCUCUCCCGGGAUUCUGCUGCCGGGAUUCUGCCAGCAGGACACAGGUGAGGCCGGGAGAGGCUGCUCCUGCCAGGAGCGGGCACACGGUGCCCAUGAGAGCCUCCCUGGCACCGAUUCGUGCCGAGCUGGGCCAAGGAGGCGCCCGGCAAUUCCGGGAGCCGGCGGUGCCGCGUUUCUAACCCAGCCCUGGGUAACUCAUUGACCUCUGCUGGGAAGCGGAGGUUCCCAGGAUGAUAAGGAGCCCUUGGAAGGAAUUCCUUCCCUCGUGUGAGGGAGUGGCAGCGCCGGGCACGCUCGCAAACACGUCCGCAGCCCCGGCAGCUCCAUCCCGGCGGCUCCGAGGGCUGGAAUCGCGUGCGGGGCUCCGAGGGGCUGGGAUUUCAUGCCGGAGCUCUCCCGGAGGGAAGCGGAGCUGGCAGCAGGGGCUGUGCCGCUGUUGCCCAGAGAUGCUCUGCAGACCCCCCACAGCACAGUGAGCCCUCCCAGCCACCCCAAACCCCAACCCUGAGGGUGGGGAAGCUCUGAGGACCUGAGUGAGGAGGGAAUGAGGCUCACCUUCAUCCUGGGAUGCCCAAGGGAUCCUGCAGGGCAGCCAGCCCCUCCCCGCUGCUGUUGGAGCUGGCAUUUGGGCAGUGCUGCCCGCGGAGCAGAGCUGCAGAGCUCACCUGGCUGUAGCUGGCAGAGAUGCCCGUGGUGCUGCCAGCUGCCCCCGCAGUGAUGCGGGAGCAGCAGCGGGCAGGAAGGAGGUGCAGGAUCCCGGCCAGCCCCGCAUGGAGGACGCUGGGUGGGCCCCAGCUGGACAUCCCCGCAGGUGAGGAGUGUGAGUCCUGCUGGCCCCCCUGCCCCGAGCUCCUGCCCCCUGGGGACCGCCUGCACCGCCGGGGACAAUGGUGGAGGGACACGAGCACGGCACCGGGGACACGGCCCCAGGACAUGGCACCAGGUACCCAACAACAGGGAAUGGCAGCGGGGACACGGCCCCAGGACAUGGCACCAGGUAAGGCUGGGCUGGCAGAGCAGAGCAGCCCCGCUCCCGAGGCAGGACACAGCCCCCCGGAGCCCUCGGUGGUGCUGCUGGCUCCCAGGGACAGCUUUCCCCCAGAGCUCUCGCUCUCCUUCUCCGUGGAGAGCCGCUCCUGCCGCUGCCGCAACGCCCGGCUCCAGGAGGCUGCCAGGAAGAAGCUGUGGGCUCUGGAGAGCGAUGACAGAGGUGUCUGUGCCCUGUUCAAGGAGCUGUCAGCCAGGCUGGUCUGCACGCAGGCACACGAGGAUCGCUUCCUCCUCACCUUCAAAACCCUGGAGGAAGUCUGGAAGUUUUCCACCUAUCUGACCUUAGGGUACGUGGGGACCUGCCUGGAGCAGCUGCUCUUUGCCCAGGAGUUCUGGCUGGACUGUGCCCUGGUGGAGGACACAGAGAUCAGGGUCACCGUGGAUGAGGAGCACCUGGCCACCAUCUACAUGGAUCUGCUCCUCCAGGAAGGGAACUUUUUCUGCAGGGCAGUGCCUGGCGUCUGCAAGCUGGAGCAGGAGGGAGAGGAGGGUCUGCAGCUCUGCAGGAACGAGCUGAUCCACGUGAAGAGUGUUGGACAGGAUUCCAAAUGGGAAGGGAUGUCCCUGCUGACAGGGCAGCGAGGCGUGGUGCCCGGGACUGCUCUGGAGCCCAUACCUCACCCCUUUUACCAGUGGUUCCUGAGGAAUUAUUCUGUGAGCUUUGGCCUCUCCCAGGAGAUCAGCGGGACGAGCUCUCGGGCCAUUGUCAGAGGCAGGUGCAUCGCCACCAAGGACCACAGAGGAGCAGCGUGGGAUGAGCUGAGCUUCUCCAAAGGAGAUCCCAUAGAAAUCAUUGGGUUCUUCAUCCCUGGGCUGCCCUGGUUUGUGGGCAAAUCCCUCAGCACCAGGAGCAUUGGCUUCGUUCCCACCCAACACGUAAAUCCCGAGGCUUGCGAACCUCUGGGAAAGGGCUUUGUUUUUCUGAGCGAAGAGGAGAAGUCCCCGGUGCUGCACAUCCCCUGCAAUGGUGACGAGCAGCACUUUGCCACCCUCCUGGGGGAGCUGGCACACACUGACAUCACCUCUGUGUACAGGCUGGCUGGGUUUGAACCCACAGCCAUGUUCCCACAAGUGCCACCAGAGGUUGCUCUCCAUGGCAGUACAGAAAUGCAGGUGCUCCAGUCUUGGGAGGAGAUCAAUGACUGGGCAACCAGCAGCACCUCCGAGCUGUCCAGCCCAGGCAGUGAAACAGCCCCUGCCACACUGGAAGAUGUUCUCCUGGAGAAGCUGGAUGACUUGGAUUAUCCCAAAUUCUUCAUCGACCUCAACGCUGGCCACAUGGAGGAUGCUGAUGUCUUUGACCCCAUAUUGACCUUCCUCAACCAAGACAGUUUCGUGCCCAGCUUCCAAAGCUUUUAUGAUCUCAGCUUUUCCUUUCUCCACUCCACUUUUUAUGGUUUCUCUGAUGAGGAUGAACUGGUCCUGUACCUCGAGACUUCCCGGAACUGGGCCAAGAGGACUCGUUCCGUUUGGGCUCACGUCAGGCUCUGUUUCCUCUUGGGGAAGCUCUGCAUCAAAAAGGUCAAGUUCUCCCAGGCCCGGGUGUACUUUGAGGAGGCCAUGAGUGUCCUGGACAGGGGCUUUGGGGACCUGCCCCUGCUGGCAGCGCUGCACGGGAGCCUCGCCUCCAUCUACCUGAAGCAGAACAUGAAGCACAAGUUCUCCUCCCUGCUGGGGAAGACGGUGACCCUGCUGGUGUGCCUGCCUGGCCGCUCCUUCAGCUCGGAGAACGAGCUGGAGCUCCUCACCUACAUCCUGAGGGAAUCCAUCGCCGUGGGCAACGCUCCGCUGGAGGCCCGCAUCUGCUUCCUCAUCGUCAAGCUCUUCCUGCAGCUGGGCAGGACCGAGGAGGUGCUGCCCUUUCUGGAGCACCUCCAGUGUCUCAGCACCACCUGGCUCAGCCCGGGCACCCGUGCUGGGCCCCUGGAUGCCGCUGCCACCUUGGGCUACCUCUAUGACAAGAAGUGCCUGCCGAACAUCGCGCUGGCCUCCGUCAGGUCCUUCGUUCCCAGCAGCGCCAAGGGGACGCCGACCCCCAUCUGGCGAGCUGGCUUCAUCCUCCAAAAUGCUUCCAAACUCCUGGGGGGGAAGCAGCAGCUGGGCAGGAGCAGCAUCCCAGCCCUGGCUUGCCUGUACCUCAGGCAAGCGCUGCAGUUCUGCUGCGAGAGCAGGGCCGUGCCCAUGCAGCGGACGCUCUGCGCCAUCCUGUCCAGGACGUACCUCCAGCACGGGCUGCUGGACGGGGCUGUCCCUUACGCAGCCAGGGCUGCAGCCCUGGGCAGGCUGCUGGGCGAGGAGGAGGCUUUUGAGUCCUCGCUGUCCCUGGCGUGGCUGUACCUCCUGCAGCGGCGGCCGGGCCCGGCCGGGCCCGUCCUGCGGCAGCUGCGGCGCUGGCUGCGCGGCGCGGCCUGCGAGACGCCGCGCGGGGCCCUGCACAACCUGCUGGCCGUGGCCCUCGGCGCCCAGGGCCGCGUCCAGGAGGCCGCCGAGAACUUCCUGAGGGCCCUGCACAAGGCCAAGGAGGCGGGGAGCAGGAGGAACCAGGCCGUGUCCCUGGCCAACCUGGGCCAGCUGAGCCUGUCGUGCGGGGCCGCCCAGCUGGCCGAGCUGUACCUGCUGUGGUCGGUGCGGCUCUACGCCGAGCUCCAGGGCCACCAGGAGCUGGACACGGAGCUGGCACAGGUGCUGCUGUGGCUGGCACAGGCCAUGGUGGACAGGCAGAGGAUGGGAGAUGCCAAGCUGUGCUAUGAACUGGCGCUGGGGUUUGCCCUGAGGUGGCAGAACCUGAGGAGUCAGCUGCACGUCACGGAGCGUCUGUGCCAUUUCUACAGCAGCGUGUGCCCCGACCUGCGAGCCUGCAUCACCUACCACGAGCACUGGGCGUCCCUGGCACGGCAGCUGCAGGACAGGGAGCUGGAGGCCAGUGCCAGGCAGGCCCUCAGCCGGCUCUACCAGGCUUUGGGCACCCCUGAGGCUUUGAGACAAUCCCUGGACUGCACCAAGCAGAGCCUGAGGAUCUUCAUCGACCUCGAGGAGGUUGUGAAGGCAGCAGAGGCCUGGCUGCAGGCAGGAAAACUCUACUAUCUUCUGCAGGAGGAUGAGCUGGUGGAAAUGUACUUCCAGGCAGCCAUCCAGACUGCUCUGAAAGGGGACAACUUCUCCUUGGCCAUGGAUCUCUAUGAGAAAGCAGGUGACACCUUCUUCAACGGCAGCCGGAGCAGGGCCCGGGCAGUGGAGUUUUACAGGGGAGGAGCUGUGCCCUUGGCCAGGAAACUCAAGGCCACCCAGACAGAGCUGCGGCUGUUCAACAAGCUGGCAGAGCUGCAGAUCAGCCUGCAGGGCUACGAGAAGGCUCUGGAGUUUGCCACGCUGGCAGCCAGGCUCAGCCUCAGGGUCGGGGAUCAGCUGCAGGAGCUGGUUGCCUUCCACCGCCUGGCCACAGCCUAUGACCUGCUGCACAUGCACGAGAUGGCCGAGGAUUGCUACCUGAAGACGCUGGCCAUGCGUCCCCCCGUGCUGCAGAGCUCAGCAGAGGCCCUGUACUACUGCAAGGUCUACUGGCACCUGGGCAACCUGGCCCUGCACAAGCUGAAGGAUGAACAGGAUGCAGCCUCCUACUUCCUGCUGGCCCUCGCCGCAGCCACCGAGCUGGGAGACCAGGAGCUGCAAGCCCUGCUCCGUGCCAAGCUGGGUGCCAUCCCCAGAGCCCCAGGGGCACCUGAGGGCACUCCAGGCUGUGCCACCGCCCGGCCCCGGUGGCUGAGCGAAGGUGGCCACGUGGUGUGACCCUUGUGCCACCCUGAGGACACCAGUGGAGCCAUCCAGCAGCGCCGUGCAAGGUCCGUGUGCCCUCCAGGAGACUCCUGCACCACGUCCUGAGGGGCUGGAAGGGUUUGGGCUCCUCCUCCCAAGCACUUGGGACCCUGCCCAUGUUUUUCAGGAGCAGGGCUGUGCCCAGAGCGGAGGUGGCACAGCCAGGGCAGGGCGAGGCCCAGCAGUGGUGCUGGAGCUGGGGGUGCAGCAGGGCUGAGCUCCGGGGGGGUUCAGGAGUGCCCUGCCCGGGAUGGGGAUGGGGAGUGCUGCCAUGUGCCCGUCCCCCCAGCUCCCCACACCUUGCAGCAGCUCAGCCCAAACGUGUGGAAUGGCAGCUCCUUUAUUUACACCUGGUUUUUAUCCUCGUCUGCCCCACGAGUCUGUGAGGGCAGCUCUGCCAAGCCCCUCUCCUGUAAAAAAAAAGCUUUUGGCAGUGAGGGACAGAAUUAGGGAAGUGAGGAGCAAUAAAGGGGGUGGUCCAGCCUUAUGGGGGGCAGAAAAAACUGCUCAGGGGGAGGCAGAGCCCACCCUGACCCCAGCCCUGCCGCCCAGCCUGGAGCAGGAGCACAGAACGGGGAGCUGCUGGAGUCCCCAUCCCGAAGGUGUCCAAAUGCAGAAGUGGCAUUUGGGGACACGGUUAUUGCCGGGGCGAUGGUCGGGCUCGAUGACCUUGGAGGGAUUUCCCAGCCCGAGCGGCUCUCCCGGGCACGGGCAGGAUGCUCAGCUCUGCUCUCAGCCACCAGAGAGCAAUAAAUGCCCAUUUUUACAGCGGGAGCGGCUUCCCUGCAAACCCGAGCCCGGCACAGGGAAGAAGGAGAGCUGUUCCCAGCUGAUUGCUUUGGCAACCAGUGGCCAUGUGGGCUUCACAGCCAGACCCCUCUCCCAGCUCCUCCAGCUCCCUGCCCCUGCUGCCCUGCCUGGCGUUGUUAAAUGCACAAUAUUUAUUUCCCCCCUGCUCUCUACAAAAGCUGAAUUCAGCUUCCCCUCGCAGUCCCUUCCAGGGGUUUGUCACAGGGGCAAUGGUUAUUUACUGCUUGUUUCCCGAGCAUUCCUGCGCUGCUGCCUCACAGCCAGCCCGGGGCAGGGGGAUCUCCAUCCUGGGGGGAGCCCAGGCGGCUCAGGGCUCCCCAAAACCUCCCUGCCCACCUGAUCUCUGCAGCUGCUCGGUGCCCACCAUGCCAGGGCAGGAUGCUUUCUGCAGUUUUUCACUCAGUUCUCCUUUUUCUUUUGGUCUAGAUGGUCUGUAAAGGACCAUUCCGACCCCUUAACGUGCUCUGGAUCCUUUCACACGUGGAGAAAAGUCACAUCUUUGUGGCAGGAGGAAGGUGGACAGCUGGAAAUCAGGGUGUGGAGAGGAGCUGGGAUGGCUCUGGAAGCCCUGAGGGCUUUGUGUAAGCACACAGGCUCAGUGUCUGAGCUGGCCUGACCCAGCCCAGCCCCAGGAGUCAGAGAUGUUCUGAUCCAGGGACUCUGGAGCUGCUUUGGAGCCAAAUGUGUCCUUAAAUCACAGCAAAACAAAUUUGUGGUGCCUGUAUGGGGAAAAAGUCUUCCUCCUUGGGAGCAUCCUGUAAAAUAUCAUUUUCUCUGUUCCUCCCCUGCCUGCUCCCACAUGCUGUGAUGCAGGAGAGCUCAGGCUGGCCAGGGCUAAUUAAAAUUCACAAUACAGUGAAAUUUAAAGCUGUUGUUCAUGUGCACCAAGGAAAGAUGAGGAUAUUCCAUCCCUCCAGGCACCAGUUUUGUGGGCAGAGAAAUCCGGGGACUUUGUGGCAGAGGAGGUCACCAGGUGGUGGCUCAGCUCCUGCAGCUCCUGUCCUCCCCCUGCCCAGGAUGGGGACACUGUCCCUCCUUCCUGGGACACUGCAGGAGGGAUGCCCCUGAGGGCUGCAGAGCCUGGCCAGGGCUGUGCUGCUGCUCCAGGAGAAGGCUCUGGGAAGAGAAGGAAUGUGGGCACACAGGAAUUAUCCUGCAGAAAGCAUCGACCACCAGCGUCCUGCUCCCUCAGGCAGAAAUAGGGGAAAGGGAAGGGGUGGAUCAAAUCUCCUCUGACACCAGCGGUGCCCUGGCGUGUGACUCCUGCCCCAGCCACAUGUGACUGCCUGUUCCAUGCCCAGGCCAGGAGUUUUCCUUCCUCCCUGCAGCCAGAGAGGCUGGAAAUAGGCCUGGAGGGAGCCACGUGCAGCAGCACGUGCUGCUCAGAGCAGCUCCUUCCUCCCAGCACUUCCAGAAGCUGCAGGGACACCCCUGCUUUGGAUUUGGUGCCCCAGUCCUUCCCCAGUUUGGCCUUCCAGGCACCAGCACCCCCAGUCCUGGCACUGGGGUCCCUGUGUUUGUUUGAUGCCUCAGGGGGCCGUUUAAGGCCUGGAGUAACGAGGAGCUGCAUUUCUCUCCCAUAUGUUCAUUCUUGGACAGUGGAAAUACCACGACAGGAAUAAUCCUUGCAUCAUCUGAGCUCUGGUGUGAGCCUCCCGUGGAAUGGGGAGAAAGGAAAUGCUGAUAAUGGAAAUACAGAUAUGGACAGAGAGCUGGAUUUGUUUGGAUUUUCGUGGAAAUGACUUGUUUCUGCAGAAAUACAGCACCCAACAAUAACUGCUGUUAUCAGCAGACAUUUUUUCAUCAUUCCCACAGUGGUGCAAACUGGGCUGGAUGAGAGACCUGGCGUGGAGGAGCAGCGAGGCUGAGGCAGAGAUAAACCCAGAGCUCAGCUUAUCUCAGAGCUGGCUGCUCCUCUCUGGGCAGCAUCUCCUGCUGUUGCCUGGCUCAGUAAUGAGGAGUUGGUAAACACCAGCUGUUCUGCUGAGCAGAGCUGGGGGGAGUGUGUAAACUGGGUAAUUUAGAUUAAAAAUCAUUUAUUUGCACUGCAA